Heterobilharzia americana is the source of this 4905-nucleotide messenger RNA. The record is from the annotation of a GenBank genome assembly. NCBI's taxonomy places the organism in Eukaryota, Metazoa, Platyhelminthes, Trematoda, Strigeidida, Schistosomatidae.
AUGGUUGUUCCUCUUGAAGCUGUUGGUAACUGUAGGUUAGAUGAAGUCUUGGCAAAGGAUAACGAGAUAAAGCAACUUUUACACAGGGAAAUCACUGACAUUAGAUCAACGUCUGAACGAUUGCAGAAAGACCUUGACCUGAAAACAACACAACUUGAAAAGUUGAAGAAUGAUUUCAUUUUUAACCUUCGAUUAAUCAAAGAGCGAGACUCAGUUAUUUCGAAGCUUAAUGAACACGUUUUAUGCCUAACUAAGAAUAUUCAUUCAAGGGAUAUUUUAAUCAGCGAAAUCAAAGUUUGCUUAGAUCGUACACAGAGUGAGCUUGCAGAAGCCAAGUCAUCUGAGGCUAAAUUAAGAGAAGAUAUUGAAGAUUGUAUGCGUGAAACUGUGAAACGAGAAAGGCAACUACUUGAAAAACAUGUCAGAGCUAGAACUGAACAACUUCGCUCUGCUGCUGAUUUACAAGAUGCACUUGACAAUGCAAAAAGAGAGAAAGAAAGACUUGAAGCUGAUAAUUCGAAAAAGUUAUUUGAGUUGGAACUACGCUUACACGUUGCCGAAGAGGCAACUGAUCUAGCUAAUAGAAAGACCGAGUUAUUAGGAGAAAUCGAUAGUCUUAAGGCUAAAUUAGAGCAUUAUGAACAAGAAAUAGCUGUGAACAGUACGAGACAUGAAGAAACAAUCAGUUCACUUAAAUGUGAAAACCAAAGAUUACUGGAAUCACUUGAUCAGGAAAGACAGCAAACAAACAAAGCUCUUGACAUGUGGAAAGAAGUGAAAACCAAGUGUCAACAUGCUGAGCGUAAAUCACGUCUAGCUCAAGCUGAAGUUAUUCGUCUUACUGAUGAUUUAAAACAAGCUCUAAUAAAGCCUGAAUUGAACGUACAAGAAAUUGUACAAUGUAACCAUAAAGAUAUCAUUAAUCAAAUUGAUUAUUUACAAGAUACUUGUGAUAGACUCGAAAAUGAAAAUUCACGUCUUAAAUGUACAAUAAACAUGAUGUCAGAACAGGUUAAACAAGUUGCUCAACUGACACCUGAAAUGAUAACAGCUAGAACAACAACAACUGAUGAAAAACGUAAUCAACAGGAAGAAAUAAAAGUUCACAGUAAAUUGUUAUCUGCAGUGAAACAAAUUCAUCAGUUAGCAUUAGAAAAAAAAGCGUUAAUUGAGUUAAGCAACCGACUACAGGCAAAGUUACGACAAGCUGUGCAAAAUACAAAUAAUUAUCAACAAUAUGAACGGGUGAACAAACGUACUUUGAUCAAUGAUAAACGUAUAACACUGUUCAAAGAUGAAGAUACGAAUGUUAUCCCAGUUUCAAUAGUUGAUAAAUAUGCAACGAAUAUGGAUCUAACAAAUAAUAGUAAUACUGUGAUUAAAAAUGAUCAGGCUAAAAACAAUGUGAACAAUGAACACGUAAUCGAUGUAAUGAUGUUGACAGUUCUUCGAUAACUGGACAAAGAUCAUUCUCCACAGUAUUCAAGCUAUUAGACGAAGCAGCUUCAUUGGGUGAUAGUGAGAAUGGAGUUGAUAUUACAUGCAGGAAUGGGUUAGUUAUUCAUGGGAUCCAAAACGUAUAACUACGCCUAGACCAAGACUAUAAUGAAGUGAACUGUAAAUAGAUUCUUUCUAAGCAAAGUAAGAGUAAUUCAAAAAUUACCAUUUUUGUACAAUACUUUUAAGAUAUUUAAACAAUUCUUAUGUUAUACUGUUGAAUUGUAAAGUGUUGUUUGCUUUUUUAUUUAGAGGAUGGAGUUAUGCGUGACCAGUUUUGUCAUUGAACUGUAUGUUUACGUUAACCUUUACUUGUUUGCCUAUGUGUCAUAUUUUUAACAUAUUUGUUUUUAAUCUUUCCGGGUUUUUUUUCAAUCUCUCUUCUCGUAGUUACGUAGGGACUUGCACCUUGAAAUGCUGGAUGCGCUUUCUUUGAAGACUGUAAUUAUCUAUUUGCUCAUUUUUGAGCAUUCUGAAAAGCUUUUUCCUACCAAGAUCAUUGUGGUUACCUAGUUUAAGAUUAUUGCAACGCUUCGCAUCAUCAUAGAACAGAGCAUAGAAUGGUGAUCAGCUCUCUACCUCAACUUCAUCGACUUUGAGAAGGCCUUUGACAGCGUCGACCGAGAAGUAAUUUGGAAACUGCUUCAAUACUACGGAGUACCGCAAACCUUUAUCCGCCUCAUUCAACAACUAUAUGAAGAUGCCACAUGCCAAGUAAUUCACAAUGGGAAGCUCAGUGAUGAUUUUGAAGUGAAGACAGGAGUGAACAAGGUUGCCUACUAUCCCCCAUGAUAUUCCUGAUUGUGGUCGACUGGAUCAUGCAGCAGACAACAGUGGAGAGCGAGAAGAGGGGGAUACGCUGGACUGCGGAAAAGAACCUAGAAGACUUGGAUUUCGCCGAUGACUUUUGCCUGAUGUCACAUAAACUUGAAGAUGUACAGGCGAAAACUAACAAGUUGGCAGAAGAGGUGGGGCAGCGAAGACGAGACUUCAAGUGAAUAUAGAGAAGACAGAAGUGAUUAAGAUACCGCACCACCACCAUCAACAACAACAACAAACUCCAGUCACCAUGAACCGGAGAAACCUAAAGGAAGUAGCCUCCUUCACUUAUCUAGGAAGCACUGUUUCAACUACAGGCGGGACGGACGAAGACAGCAAAGUCAGAAUCGGAAAAGCAAGACAGGCGUUAAUUAGCCUGAAACCAGUGUGGAGAUCUCUGCACUCAGCAUGCGGAACAAGAUACGGAUUUUCAACACCAACGUCAAGUCAGUGCUUCUGUAUGGUCCAGAGACUUGGCGUGUUUCGAAAGGUAUUUCCAAUAAACUACAGACAUUCACCAACAACUGCUUACGCUCGCUACUGAAGAUCAGAUGGCCAGAAAGAAUAAGCAACAAGGAACUCUGGCUGAUGACGAACCAACCAAGAACCUAUCACCCAACAAAUAUGCAGAAGAAAGUGGAGAUGGAUUGGGCAUGCACUGAGAAGGCCGACUGGGGACAUCACGCGUCAGGCCAAGCAGUCGAGUAGAAUCCCCAUGGGAAGCGACGAGUUGGACGUCCGAGGGUGACAUGGAGGAGGUCGUGCGAGGAGGAAAUGAGAGCUUCUGGGCUGUCGUGGAACCAGGUUCAAAAGGUCUCAGAGAACAGAGGUCACUGGAGACGUGCUACUGAAGCCCUAUGUUCCACUAGGAACCCAAGGGACUAAUAAUAAUAAUAAUCUGAAGCUCAACAACGGCAACCUGGAGGAAACCAGACAGGUUUCAGAUUUGGACGAGGGUGCAUCGAUCAUAGCUUCACCCUUCGAUAGGUCAUGGGACACGGACAAACAUACCAGUGGCCGACACUUGCCAUAUUUGUUGACUUAAAGGCGGGAUUUGACACAGUCGACGUGGUGUUGUUGCAUUGUCUGACUGUGAAAGGAUUACUGGGCAAGUAUAUGGCGCCAAUCAAAGUCGCGCAAGCGUUCACGGGCUUAUGCAGAGUUGUAAUGUGAAUUGACGACAACUAGUGGUGUCCGCCAGAGAUGCCCACGAUCACUGUUCCAAUUUAACUUUGUCACAGAUGUAAUAAUGAACAUAACCUUAGGAACGUCUGACUUCACAGGGAUUGACCUGCUUCCUGAGGGUCAUCUGGUUGACUUGGAGUGUGCGGACGAUAUUUUCCUACUGGGUGAAGAUGCUGACGCAAUGGAUAGUCUUCUGAAUGAGCUGAGCAGAAAUCUGAGUAUGUUUGUCAUGCGUCUCGCUGACACCUGACAAAUGUAAGAUGAUGUUCCAGGACUGGUCUGAUGCAAGCACUCCCAGCUUAGUGAUAGGGAGCGAAGUGAUGGAAUGUGUUGACCAAUUCAUCUACUUGGGAAGUUACAUCAGCCCAAACGGGCUAGUUGAUGACAAAACCUCAGCUCAGAUGUAGAUCUGUUUAGCAUUAGCUAACUUGUGUCAUCUGUUGCGCCGACUGGCAAGAAAUGCGUCUACCUAUCAAAGGAUGAGUAUACUACGUUGCAGUUCGUUCUGUCCUGCUAUACCACAGUGAGACAAAGCCAUCAAAAGUAGACGACAUGAAGCGGUUACAGGGUUUCGGUCUCCGGCGCUUCUGCAGCAUUACUCGCGUUCGGUGGAAUCACGGUGUGAACAAUGUUCAGGUCAGGUGAAAAGUACUACGCAAGACAGGCGAGUCAAUUGAUUAGGCUGUCAACCUUCAUCGGCUGAGAUCGCUUGGGCAUGUACUGUGCAUGCGGAGCCACCGCCUACCUUGACGUGCCAUGUUAGGAGAAGUUGGAUUAGUUUGGAACAGGGUUCAGGAUGGUGAGACCAGAUGUGGCAUCAGUCGAUGACUGUUGGUCUCAGCCGUAUAGACUACCUGGUUGAGGUUCCCGAGACGAUAGAAAUCAGCGACUGAGGACUCUUGGUAGCAUGACUGGAAAUCGGUCGCAGUGGCACAGAUGUAUUCACUGUUUGACGUCUUUUGAAGCUUGAAUAUUCGCACUAACCUUUAUCUUCAGACUGUUUGUUCUCUCACACAGCUUUGUCUGCAUUCUUUUUGUACCACGUGUUUUAGUGUACUACUGUGAAUUAUAGCAACUUGAGCCGAUGGACCUUUGUACGAGAUUCCAUGCGAAUUUUGUCAUUCAUAGUUCAGCAGUCAAUGACUAUCACAUUUUUGUAUUAUACUGAACUAUCACUCAAUGUCAUUUCCAUCAUUAGUAAUCACUUUUCUUUUUGAACAGUUAAAUUUCUUACAUCAUAUUUCAGCGUUCUGCUGGGAGAACCAUAUUGUACAUUUCAUGUAACACCAUUCAAAAGUUUGGGAAAAUGUUCUAUUUUUCAGGAUAAGAUUGUCGUUGAGGUUGAUUUGGUUCAUACAUACUGGAUAUUGACCAACAGAAUUAAUUACAACUUUCCAAAUAUUG